Molecule: messenger RNA, 306 nt
Organism: Nezara viridula (southern green stink bug)
Lineage: Eukaryota; Metazoa; Arthropoda; Insecta; Hemiptera; Pentatomidae
Source: the annotation of a GenBank genome assembly
AUGCCUGGAUCCGAUACGCCUACUCAUCCCCCGCGUUCUUCCUCCCUGACUCCUGCGGAUUCACAAAGCCCACGUCCGAGUUGCCUAACCGGCGCCAAGGAAGCGGUCAACACUUUCGAUGGUCUUGGGAGAGAGUGGGCUAUGUCUACUGCGACACAACACACUCUCUGGCAAGUUUGCGAGUUCUCGUGUACUGAUUUGACUCAACCGCUUCCUGCAGAACCUCAUCAAUAUCCACUUCCUUUCCAACGUCGUAUCUCCACUGCUAUAUUUUUCAAACCAACGCCGCGCAGUGCGCUGGUCUAG